Messenger RNA from Thermothelomyces thermophilus ATCC 42464, 1435 nucleotides. RefSeq lists its product as uncharacterized. Gene Ontology annotation, molecular function: structural constituent of ribosome. The record is from RefSeq and is a predicted model, not a curated record. Gene Ontology annotation, cellular component: mitochondrial large ribosomal subunit. Lineage: Eukaryota; Fungi; Ascomycota; Sordariomycetes; Sordariales; Chaetomiaceae. Gene Ontology annotation, biological process: translation. The transcript has a single exon. Bases 171 to 1220 code for a protein of 349 amino acids.
GUGGCCCCUGCGCGUACUAUGUAGUGUAGCGAUUGGCGACGCCAAAAUUUCGGUUCUUUAAGGAUCGCGAGCAAGUUCGGGUGCUUCCAGCCAGGCAAACUGUCGCGAUAUCAGGUUGGUGAGCUGCAUCGUAGCCAAUUGGUCCUCCACCUAACGAGAUAAUCUAUAGAAUGCCUCCGAGACUACGAUGCGCGGUCCCUCGCGGCCUGGGUCCCGCCGUGAACCCGUCGAGGGCAACGAGCCGAUCCGCCGUUCUCCUGCUUCCACCAACUCCCACGGCAGCACCCGCCACGAGACAGUAUGCCACCGCAGCAGCGGCGAAAGUAUCGAGCUUUAGACUGCCAGCCGACUAUGUCCCUCCCACCAAGCCGCCGACGGCACGUCCCUCCGACACGCGGAAGUCGCAGCUCCUUCGCACCUACACAUCCCUCCUUCGCUCGACGCCCUUGAUUCUGAUUUUUCAGCACAACAACCUCACGGCGGUAGAGUGGGCUGCCGUGAGACGGGAGCUGAGGAUUGCUCUUGGCAACGUUUCCGCCGGAGGAGCAGAGGCAGACGCGAUCGCUUCGAGAGCCCAGCUGCAGGUGAUCCGGACUCGCAUCUUUGACGUGGCCCUCAAAAUCGUCGAAUUCCACGACCCAUCCAAGGUCGCCCCAACAACUGUAUCCGCGCUCACGGGCGAGAAGGUUCAGGUUGUGUACAACCACGACUUGUCCAAAGCGGCCUUCCAGGCCGUCAAGGCGGCCACGCAGGGCGACAAACCAUUACCGGAGGACUCCAUUUACGCUCAACUCUCACCCUUGCUGGCUGGCCCGCUGGCGAUCUUCACCCUCCCAGCUGUCUCACCGGCGCAUCUCGCCGCCGCUCUCAGUGUCCUCUGCCCCAGCCCUCCGGCCUUCCCGCCACCGAGCAAGAAGAAGUUCCCCGGAUACUACGAUGCCACCGCUCAGAGUGGGUUGCAGAAGCUUAUGCUGAUUGGUGGCCGUAUCGAAGAUAAGGUGUUUGACCUCGAGGGCGUCAAGUGGGUUGGCGGCAUCGAAGGUGGUUUGGACGGACUGCGCGCUCAGCUCGUUCACAUGCUCCAGAGCGCAGGCCUCGGCCUUACCAGCACUCUGGAGGGUGCUGGCAAGAGCCUCUGGCUCACCAUGGAGAGCCGCCGCAGCGUCCUGGAGGAGCAGCAGAAAGGCGGCAAGGCGGACGAGAAGGGAGAGAGCUCAUGAGCCAAGAAGGAGGUUGGGACUUAUCACGCAUUGUGGCUCUACACUGUACUUCGUACAGACAGUGCGGUGUUUGGAGGAUUUCGCGAUGCAGUAGUCGCGAUACAAUAUUCUGUAGAUUUACUGUAUCAAAUACCUAUGAAUAAAUAUUUUGCUCAGCUGAUUAUUUUUUCCCCGAAACAACUCAUCAAUUAAGCGUGGUAAUGGUUGGCGAUGAG